Molecule: messenger RNA, 3468 nt
Organism: Penicillium nucicola
Lineage: Eukaryota; Fungi; Ascomycota; Eurotiomycetes; Eurotiales; Aspergillaceae
Product: DNA repair protein SMC6
Exons: 11
Coding region: 1-3468 (1155 amino acids)
Biological process (GO): double-strand break repair via homologous recombination
Cellular component (GO): Smc5-Smc6 complex; site of double-strand break; nucleus
Molecular function (GO): ATP hydrolysis activity; damaged DNA binding; single-stranded DNA binding
Source: RefSeq, a predicted model, not a curated record
AUGCCGUCCCUUAAGCGCUUGCAGGUGCCCGCCCACUCCGACGAUGCCUCCGAUCUAUCCACCAUGAGUUCGCCUUCGAGGAAACGGCCACGAAUGUCUGAUUCGCCAGACUCCGAAGACGACGAACCCCCGCAAGAAUCGCAUCUCUCCGUCAACGACGACGCGCUUCUCGGUGAUGAGGAUGAGCUAGAAUUUCGCCAGACUCAGAUUAUCCAAGAGAAAUAUGCCCAUCUUGUUGAAGAAGCCAACGUACCCGCUGAACAUGGAAUACUGGAGCGCGUCGAAUGUUACAACUUCAUGUGCCAUGAUCAUUUCAACGUGGAGUUGGGCCCUCUGAUCAACUUCAUCGUGGGCAAGAAUGGUAGCGGCAAGAGUGCCAUUCUGACCGCCAUAACUUUAUGUCUCGGUGGAAAAGCUUCUGCCACCAACCGAGGACAAAGCCUGAAAAACUUCAUCAAGGAGGGUAAAGAUAAUGGCACAAUCAUUGUUCGCAUCAAAAACCAAGGUGACGGCGCCUACAUGUCUGAUGACUAUGGCAAAUCUAUCAUCGUCGAACGCCAUUUUUCCAAAAAUGGUUCCAGCGGAUUCAAGAUAAAGGCAGAAAAUGGGCGCAUAGUUUCCACUAAAAAAGCUGAGUUGGACGCCAUAACAGACUAUUUUUCCUUGCAGAUCGACAAUCCCAUGAACGUACUUUCUCAGGAUAUGGCUCGCCAAUUCCUCAGCACCUCAAGCCCAGCUGAGAAAUACAAGUUCUUCGUCAAAGGUGUGCAGCUUGAACAACUUGAUCAGGAUUAUCGUUUGAUCGAGGAAUCUGUCGAUCAGAUUGAAGAGAAACUCAAAACGACUAUGCAGGAUAUCCGUGUACUUGAAACUCGGAAGGAUGCAGCGAAGAAGAAGCUACAGAUAUCUGAUCAGCACGAUUCUCUGAGAGCCCGUAUUAGGAACUUCCGGAGUCAAAUGGUCUGGGCUCAGGUCGAGGAGCAAGAACAAGUCAGUAUCAAUACUCCCUCAUUUCCAGCUCUACUGUCUGACAAGCCUCAGAUGCAAGCCUCACUAACCGAAGAAAUUGCGAAAGCGGAUGACAUGAUUCUUCGCGCUGAAUCUGAACUUGUUUCGUUCGAUGAUGCCUUCCAAGCCAUCGAGACAGAACGUGAAACCGCUGCUGAAUAUUCAUGGCGAGCCGCAGCGGCAUUGGAAGAAGCAACAGGCGAAAAGGAAAAGAUCAAGGAAAAACUGGAGGCGGAGAUGAACAGACGGCAUGAUUUACAGGCCGAGCAGCGUCAAAUCAGGGAAUAUCUAAGAGGAGCAGAGUCUAGAAUCCAGGAAACGCAGCAAAAGGUUCACGAAGAGAAUCAGCGUCUCGCCGACGUCAGCGGCGGGGGUUAUGCACGAAAGCAAGAGGCGUGUGAACAGGCCGUCAACGACGCCGCUGCCGCUCAAACGGAAUACAAUGAGCAUCGUUCAGGUGCAAGCCGUCUACUGGAAGACGUCGAAAGGUCUGAAAAGGACCUUGAAGCAACUAAAGGACCGAUUGAUGACAAGAAAGCGGAACUUGAACAAGCAGAGAACCGGUUGAGAACACUCACCCGGGAAGGUGGAGCAAGACAAUCCGGAUUCCAUCCCAAGAUGCCAGACCUGCUCAAGGCCAUUGAACAAGAACAGACAUUCGAAUUUCGACCUGUUGGUCCAAUCGGUCAUCACAUUACACUGCUACAGCCAAAAUGGUCCUCCAUCUUGGAGAGUUCGUUCGGUGGUACACUUUCCAGUUUUAUAGUAACUUCCAAAAGAGACAUGAACAUUCUGUCCAACAUCAUGCGACGAGUAGGUUGUAUCUCGCCAGUGUUCAUUGGUACUGGGGGGCAUUUGGAUACCUCAGCGCAUGAACCAGAUCCUCAAUACGACACCGCUUUGAGAAUCCUUCAGAUUGACAACGAAUUAGUUCGGAAACAGCUGAUCAUCAACCAUGGCGUUGAGCAAAUGCUGCUAAUUGCAAAGCUAGACGAAGCCUCCUCCGUACUCUUCGACGGGGCACGUCCGAAGAACGUGAAACGCUGUUACUCCAUUGAUGAGAGAGAUAGACGUCGUGGAAUACACCUGUCCUACAGCCGAGCCGGUGAACCGAGUCAAGCUCCAGUGUCGAUGUACAGCAAUCACCCGCGCAUGAAAUCAGAUCUGGCUUCACAAAUCAGCUUUUUUUUCUCAUCUGAAAGUGUACAACGUGAUGUUGUUAAUGACCUCAAACGUCAGCUAAACGACCUUCAACAAGAAAUGGUCUCUGUUCGCUCGCGUCUUAAUACCUCCAAACAGUCAUAUGUAAGACAUGGAAGAAGAGAGAAAGAACUCCAGAUCUCUAUGCAACGCAAGGAAGACUACGCCGAAGAACUCAGGGACACCCUCGAUAAAGAAAAUGCAGAAGAUGGGCGCAUUGAUGCGCUCAAUUCUGCUCUCAAGGAAGCGGAAGAUGAGAAGCAACUGAAUGAAGGUUCAUACAAAGACAGUGAGACUGCCAUGGCGGCCAUUAUGCAGACACUCAAAGAAAUCAGGCGCGAAUUGUCCGCCAAAGAUUCUGAGCUUGGAACCCUGCAACAAAAAUUGCGAGUUGCCGAAAGCGAGCACACACUCGUUAACUCGAAGAAAAGCAAGAUUCUCAGUGAUAAAAACGCAGCCAUCGCCAAUAUUGAAAAUGAGAAGCGAGAAAGGGCGACUAUUCACGGCAGAAGAGAGCAGGUCGCAGCGCGCAUUAUCGACUACAACGAGAAGGCAAGCUUGGUCUCCUCUCGAGUUUCUGUGGACGAGGGAGAAACUCCAGAGAGUCUUGAUCGAAAGCUUGACCGGCUGAUCCGAGAUCUGGAGCGCUACAGUUCGGAGCUGGGGGCUUCCCGAGAAGAGAUUGCUACUGAAGCAGAAAGAACCGAGGCAGCUUAUUCACGAGCUAGAAAGCAGGUCCAGGAACUAUCGACGCUGGCUCAGAUAUUCAAAGAUACCCUUGGUAACCGUAAAAAGCGGUGGGAAAUCUUCCGGUCUCAUAUUUCGUCUCGAGCUAAAGCUCAAUUCACCUACUUGCUGAGUGAACGAAGCUUCCGUGGUCGGCUUCUGGCUGACCAUAGUGAAAAACGCCUGGAUCUACAGGUUGAGCCCGAUAUCACCAAAGAUGACAGCACUGGACGAGGUGCGAAGACGCUCUCCGGUGGCGAAAAGUCAUUUUCGCAAGUGUGUCUUUUGUUGGCGCUCUGGGAAGCCAUGGGUUCCCCUAUUCGUUGCCUUGAUGAAUUCGAUGUAUACAUGGAUCAUAUCAACCGGAAAAUGGCCAUUGACAUGCUUAUGAUUGCCGCCAGACGGUCCAUAGGGCGACAGUUCAUUUUAAUCACACCUGGCUCGAAAACCGAUAUCACUAUUUCCCCUGAUGUAAGGGUUAAAGAGUUGGCAGAGCCAGAACGUGGACAAACGUCUUUAUCAUUCCGGCGUUAG